Molecule: messenger RNA, 1645 nt
Organism: Cuscuta campestris
Lineage: Eukaryota; Viridiplantae; Streptophyta; Magnoliopsida; Solanales; Convolvulaceae
Source: the annotation of a GenBank genome assembly
GACCUCACAUCCAAAGGAGAAGAAGUACUCCUCCAGCACAGAUUUCAAGAGAGAAAAGGAGAGAAGCUUCACCGUGUGAGCGUUGAAAGAACACGGAGCACGGCCGUGACGUUACGUUACUUGCGUAGUUCCAUCGUCAUCUAGCCCUCUGGGUAUAUUUACGCCUGCAAAUGGUUCAACCCAUCUUCAUCUUUCUCAGCUAAUUAACCAAUAAAGGAUAUAGAAUCGCAAGAAAGAAAGAAAGAAAGAAAGCCCGUGUUGUUCAAAAAUCGUGUCUUUUCUUUCUUUCUUUCUUCUGGGUGGGGAAGGUCGUGUGCUUAUUAUCGGCGGAUCUUCAGAUUUGGGGAUUUGGGGUUUGCUGAGAAUGUGGGGUUUGGGCGGGAAACACUAUUGGGGGAGAAAGGAGGGAUCAGAAGGCAAAGUGGAAGGGAUAGUGGUGGUGUUUGCGUGGAUGUUCAGUGAACCCUCUCACGUGAAGAAAUAUGUCGACUUUUACUCAUCCCUGGGCUGGAAUUCCCUCGUUUGCCACUCCCAGUUUCUCAAUAUGUUUUUUCCUGAUAAAGCCGCAGCCCUGGCGUUAGAAAUUGUAAACGAGCUUCUUGAGGAGCUAAAAGCCAGGCCAUGCCCUGUGGUCUUUGCAUCUUUCUCCGGCGGCCCAAAAGCCUGCGCGUACAAGGUUCUUCAGAUAAUUGAUGGCAAAUGUGAGGAGUACUGCAAUUUGGGAGGAGAAUACAGUCUAGUCCGCGACUGUGUUUCUGGACAUAUAUUCGAUUCUUCUCCAGUAGACUUCACUAGUGACAUGGGUACUCGGUUUUUCCUUAGCCCAGCCUUUUUCACCACGCCUCCUCCUCCACCCUUUGUCAGAUGGUUGGCGCAUGGCUUUGCUUCCAGUCUAGAGUCACUCUUUCUCAGCAAUUUCGAGGCACAACGUGCUAAUCUAUGGCAAACUCUAUAUGCUUCCGUGAGCAUUGGAGCGCCUUAUCUCAUUCUAUGCUCAGAAGAUGAUGACAUUGCUCCGUGCGAAACUAUUCGCAAUUUCGCUCAGCGGUUGAAAGAUUUGGGGGGCGAUGUUAAACUCAUAACAUGGAGUAGCUCUCCCCAUGUUGGUCACUAUCGCCACCAUCCCAAAGAAUACAAGGAGGCAGUAACUGAGGUUUUGUCAAAAUCCUCUUUUGUCUAUUCCAAACGAACUUGUCAAGUCAAAAGUGAGAAGACGACGACCAUAGAACACAGCAACUGCAAAAACUAUGAGCAACCCAGAGAAAGAGAAGGGGGAGAUCUUUGGGAAGAAGGGGGUGAUGAUCAAAAUGUUCCAAACAUUUCCACCCGGACGAGAAUCAAUGGCCAUGGAGUGCUUGGGGAGAUUCUGUCUGAUGUUUGUGUGCCGAAGAACGUGGAGGGGUGGGAUAUGAGCAUGGGACCAAGGCAUUCCCCACGUUUGAGCCUUACGAAGAGUGUUCGUCGUUCCAGAUUAUGAUAUUGUUCUUCUGAGUUUGGCUUUAAGGUUGGGGGAAAUGCUCGAGUGCUGGUUUUAUGAGUAUUUUCCAGUUUUUUUACACGAUUCGUCUUUUUUUUUUCUCGUAAAAUUCUUGCUAAAUGCAGAGAAGUUCAAGACCCAAAUAGCAAAUAAACAGUUGCAACUUUU